AUGGAUUCUACAGAUUUACUUGUGUUCUUCGUUAACGGCAAAAAGGUUCGAAUCUUGGAACCGGAUCCGGAAUUGACACUUUUACAGUACCUGCGUAGAUCACUAUAUCUAACAGGUACCAAACUGGCAUGUGGACAGGGGGCAUGCGGGGCAUGUACCGUCAUGGUCUCUUACUUAAACAUCACUACAAAGAAAAUCAGAAACAUUUCAGUGAAUGCCUGUCUGAUUCCAUUAUGUUACCUCCACGGAAUGGCAGUCACCACUGUGGAAGGUGUUGGCAGUACGCGCAACGGUCUCCAUCCCGUGCAGGAAAGUCUCGUCGAGUCUCAUGGCCUUCAGUGCGGAUUCUGUACCCCGGGGAUGGUGAUGACAAUGUAUACAUUGUUCAGAAAUAAUCCGAACCCUACGCAACAGCAAAUGGAGAGAGCUCUUGAAGGAAAUCUUUGUCGAUGUACAGGAUAUAGACCUAUUGUAGAUGCCUUUAGGUCUGCUAAAGAGAAUUGUCCUUGUGGACUGGGGCUUUGUCUUGAGGAAUCGGACAGGACAGAAACAAGAGACCAGGAUGAGAAAUCAAAUGAUGAACCGAAGAGCGCGACGACACAAGAUGUCAUCUUUCCACCGGAAUUACAGUUAAACUCGGCCUACCACACUAAGUUUAUGACGUUUAAAAGUAGCAAAUACACUUGGUAUCGACCAACAACAGUUGAAGAGGCUCUCAGACUCCUGACAAACUUCCCGAAAGCCCAGUUUGUCCUUGGUUGUAAUACAAUUGGUUACCUGCUACGAAAGGGGGCAAUGACUUCUAAUGUGAUUAUCUGCUGUACCCACCUACCGGAACUGCAAUGUGUGCAAUUCACGUCUUCUGAAAUCAGGAUUGGUGCUGGAGUUACCAUGGGACAACUAGAAUCAGAGCUUUUAGCCGUGAAAUCAAACAAGACCAUUUCUGCAAUGUUGGACGUUUUGCGAUGGGUUGCGGCGGAUCAAAUAAAAAACACAGCUACACUGGGCGGUCAUGUGAUGAGCAAGAUCCCAAACCUAGACAUGCAAACUUUCUUCAUGGCUGCCGGGGCAGUUCUCGAAUUCAGGAAAAUGAAUGGAGGUGUACAGGAGGUACCGAUGGACAAUGAUUUCGUACACAGCGCCAAAAAUAAUGUUUAUCAGGACCAGAUAUUGGUUUCUAUUCGGGUUCCUCUGUUGUCAGAUGACGAACAUAUGUCGGGAUUAAAACAACCAAAUCGUCGUGGAUUUGACUAUGGAGUCGUAACCACAGGAUUGUACGUUCAGUUCGAAAAAGGGACUACAGUGGUUCAGAAUAUGAGGUUGGCAUUUGGUGGCACUGACGACAAACCAGUACUAGCCACGAGGGCAGUAAACGUGGCUAUCAAAAGAUCUUGGAACGAAGACAUGUUAGAGAAAGUCAACGACGCCCUGAUGAUUGAACUGCAAAGCACAGCAUAUACCAAUAUACCUUUCAGAACUACACUAGCUUGUAGCUUCUUCCUGAAAUUCUUCAUGAAGAUAAAAGCGGAACUAGAGACGGGUUGUUCCGAGUUCCCUGCAGGGUUGUCGCACAUACCCACGUCCGGUAUCCAAGUAUACGAUAUUCCAGACGAAAGUGAUACCAAAGCCGUAUGGAAACCUAUACCUAAUGUGACGUCAGGAUACAUUGCUGCUGGAGAAGCGCAGUUCGUUGACGAUAUCCCAAGCGCUACAAACGAACUGUUUGCUGGACUUGUUACCAGUACACAUGCUCAUGCAAAGAUUCUAUCGGUGGACGUGUCGGCAGCAUUGGAAAUGGAAGGAGUAAUUGACUACAUAGACUACAAGGAUAUUCCUUGCGACAAUAAUUACGGUUUCCUAGUGCCAGACAAUGUUCUUUUAUGUCAGGAUGAGGUAUCUUACCAUGGCCAGGCGAUUUGUGUCAUUCUAGCAGAGUCCAGAGAAAUUGCGAACCGUGCUGUCAAACUGGUGGAAGUUAAAUACGAACCCUUAGAAGCAACAAUAUCAAUCCAAGAUGCCAUCAUGAAAGAACAGUUUUUUGGACAUGCUUACAAAGUGGAGCGUGGAUGUAUGGAGGAGGCAGAGAAGGAAGCAGAUUUUGUGUUGGAAGGAGUGUGUGAGACAGGGGCCCAGGAACAUUUGUAUAUGGAACCCCAUUCCUCCCUGGUCAUCCCUAGGAAGGAACAGAACGAACUUGACAUUAUCACUUCCACACAAGGUGUCACGCAAUUACAGGAAGAUGUCGCCAAAUUUCUCGGAUUAGAUAGCAAUCGUAUCUCAUCCAGAGUUAAGCGUGUAGGUGGUGGAUUUGGUGGAAAAGCUACAGAUUCAAUAGUAACUUCGGGUAUAGCAGCUAUCGGAGCAUGGAAAACAAACCGGCCGGUGAGAUGCAUCUACGAUCGAGAACUUGAUUUUAAAAUAACAGGCAAAAGACAUCCGAUUGAAGCGAAGUACAAGGUGUAUUUUAAGAAAGACGGAAGAAUUGUAGGGUGUGAUGUGAAGUACUACUACAAUGCAGGGUAUUCAACAGAUCUUAGCCCGUUGAUCAUGAAAUGCGGUAUGCUCCUGGUACAGGGAUGUUAUACUUUCACCAAUAUGAAAGCUGAAGGUAAGCUUUGCCGAACCAACUUGCCAUCUAAUACUGCUUUCCGAGGAUUUGGAUCUCCGCAGGUGAUGUUCGUGGCCGAGGCGAUGAUACAAAAAGUGGCUUUCCAUCUCAACAUACAAGCUGAACAAGUACGGGACACAAAUAUGCUACGAAAAGGUGAUGUGACACCUUUCAACAUGCCGAUCAAUGACGACAACCUGUACCGCUGCUGGGAGGAGUGUAAACAAGAUAGUGAAUUCGACAAACGUGUCAAAAAUAUUCAUGCAUUCAACAGUGCUAAUCGUUGGAGGAAACGUGGAAUUUCCAUCGUUCCCUGUAUGUAUGGGAUCGGAUAUCCGCCUUUAUUUCUUAAUCAGGCCGGAGCCUUGGUUCUUGUUUACAAGGAUGGAUCAGUGCUGUUGGCCCAUUCAGGUGUAGAACUUGGACAGGGACUCCACACAAAAAUGAUCCAGAUAGCGGCAUCAACAUUAGAAAUUCCGCACGAGAAGAUUAUCAUCAGCGAGACCAGUACAACCACGGCGCCAAACACUUCCGAAACCGGUGGGAGUAAUGCUGCCGACUUGAACGCAGGAGCGGUGUUGGAAGCCUGCAAGAAAAUAAAGGAUAGAUUGGCUCCAAUAAAAGAGAAAAACCCUGAAGGUGGCUGGAACGCAUGGGUGACCGCUGCUUACUUUUCAAGAGUGAGUCUUUCCGCAACAGGAUUCUAUGGACCUCGUGAAGAGGGAUACGACUAUGAAAAGAAUAGUGGGUCUCACUCUCACUACUUCACCUAUGGAAGUGCCUGUACUGAGGUUGAGAUCGAUGUUCUUACAGGAGAACACCAGGUUGUAAGGGUCGAUAUCGUAAUGGAUGUAGGAAAGAGUUUGAAUCCAGCGAUAGACGUCGGACAAAUUGAGGGAGGCUUCGUCCAGGGUGUUGGGAUGAUGACCACAGAAGAAUUGAAAGUCAACGCCAAGGGUGAACUCACCAGUACAGGUCCUCUGGACUACAAAGUACCGGGGAUAAGAAACAUCCCUAGGCAGAUGAAUGUUAAACUUCUAAAAUACGCGGAAGGGCCAAAGACAGUCUAUUCGGCCAAGGGCAUAGGGGAACCGCCAUUACUCUUGGCAGUAUCAGUGUUUUAUGCCAUAAAGGAAGCAAUCUUAGCCGCGAGGAAACACGAAAACCUUUCGGAGGAUUAUUUCUUUCAGUGUCCCGCAACGGUAGAAAGAAUUCGUAUGGCGUGCCAAGAUAAAAUAACUCAAAAGAGCAAGUAA
Molecule: messenger RNA, 3864 nt
Organism: Ylistrum balloti
Lineage: Eukaryota; Metazoa; Mollusca; Bivalvia; Pectinida; Pectinidae
Product: xanthine dehydrogenase/oxidase-like
Exons: 34
Coding region: 1-3864 (1287 amino acids)
Molecular function (GO): 2 iron, 2 sulfur cluster binding; oxidoreductase activity; iron ion binding
Source: RefSeq, a predicted model, not a curated record